Messenger RNA from Cataglyphis hispanica, 1409 nucleotides. RefSeq names its product leucine-rich repeat-containing protein 59. Gene Ontology annotation, molecular function: protein binding. The transcript has 7 exons. Lineage: Eukaryota; Metazoa; Arthropoda; Insecta; Hymenoptera; Formicidae. The record is from RefSeq and is a predicted model, not a curated record. The coding region runs from base 245 to 1246 and encodes 333 amino acids.
ACUUCCGCAAUAAAGGAGGAGUCUGCACUGUCUGCAGUCUGCAUCUGCAUAACCAUCACUUCCUAUUUAGAUUCUAUGUUCAUCGUCCACGUGGGUCUUGCGACCCAUAUGUCAAGUGUUGCCUGAUAUAAUUUGCUUACGUGUAUUGUGUAGGUGGGCGAAGAUAAACUCUCUGUUUCAUGCAAGGCGUAUAUAUAAAGGGACUAAUUGAUAAUUUGUAAUUCAACACUGUAAACAGAUAAACAUGACUGUCAAAUUGAAGCUGAAGGAUGUGAAGGAUAAGCUCAAAGACGACACUCUGGAUCUCAGCUUAUGCGAGCUGGAAGAAGUACCUGUGCGAGAAAUCGCGUCUCUUAGAAAAGCUACAAAUGUAAAUCUGUCAACCAAUCUUUUGGUUUCGUUACCGACCACUUUUGUUACUUUAAAACAAAUUGUUAAAUUGGACCUUAGCAGAAACAUGUUGGUUGAACUUCCAGAAAAUUUUGGUGAGAUGACACAAUUAAAAUAUUUGGAUUUAUAUGCUAAUAAGAUUAGCAGAUUACCUUUGAGUCUAAGUGAAUUAAAAAAUUUAAGGUGGUUAGAUUUGAAAGAGAACCCUUUGACUGAAGCUGUGGCCAGUGUUGCAGGACCAUGUAGUAAUGUACGUGAAUGUCAAGUAUGCGCUCGUAAUAUUGUUACUUAUCUAUCUACUGUUAAAGUUGUCAUAGAGAAGGAAAGAUUACGUAGAUUAAAUAACACAGGUGAAACAGAAAAAGAAAUGACAAGUACAAAGAAGGAAAGCAAGAAAAAGAAGAAAAAGAAUGCAGAAAAAGAGUCCAAGUCAAACGAAAAUAAAAUUGAUUCUCAAACACAAAACAAGAGCUUUCAAGACAAUAAUGAUAAUGUAAAAUUGACAGGAUUACUGUCUGAUAAUAUGUGCACACAUAAAUCACACAAAUCUGCAGGCACUGGAUUAUAUCGAUCUCUUACUUGUGUGAUUUUAUGGUUCUUUAUAAUUAGCUCAUUACUUACUGUAAUAUUAGUAAUUCUUUCAUGGUAUUAUGAACAGGAAACAGAUAUGUUUCUACAGAAUGCACAAACACUAUCGGGUCUGCCAUUAAAACAUUAUCAUAAGCACACCACAGAUUUGUUGCAACAUGUAAUAAAAGUAACAACUGCCCAGAUUAAAGUGUUUGCUGAUAUUGUAAACAAUUUGUAUAAAGCAGAAUUCAAAAAUAAUAUAAAUAAUGCAGGAAAAGAAUUAUAGAAUCGAGGGACGCUUAUUUUUUUUUAUUAUGGAAAUUAGCAAAAUUAAGAUAUCUAUAUAUACAAUGCAUUGAAACAAUUUGCAUUACAAUAAAGCAUUUAAUAUUUUAUAUUAUAUCAUAAGAAAAGCUAUUUUUAUCAGAAAAUAAAUAAGAUUAACAAUA